AUGGUCAAAUCCUUGAAGAAGGCCAUGGCACCAGUGCUGAGUGACGUGACUGUGGAAUGGGUCUUCCCUGAGAUGAUCUCACCUGUCAGCACUAGCUCCCUCUUUCCUGGGGAACGGCUGGUGGGGUACAGCAUUGUAUACGAUGCUUCCCUGUACAUCUCCAAUCCCAGAUCUGAUAAAAGGCGGAGGUGUGGCAUGCUGCAGUCUCAGGAAUCCAGCAGCUCAGUCUUCUACCACUCUCAAGAGGAGGGUCUUGACCCAGACAGUGGAAGCUCUGUCAAGAGCUUAGGGUCACCCUUCAACCCAAGACAGACAAAAGAUGCCCAGUCAUGGAGUGGAGACUCCACCGCCCACCACGGCCUGAACCUCUCCCCAAGACGGAGGGCAUAUAGCACCAACCAGAUCUCCAACCACAAGUCCUGCCCAAGGGCCACCACAGCCAGCGACCCCACUGCAUCUUCCAGGAGAUACCCACUGAGAAAAGCCAAGCUACAGGACCUUGCCAAUCAGAGCAGCCCAGAGGUCCAACGGUGGCAGAUUGACCUACAGCCGUUACUGAACAGUGGCCAGGACCUGAGCCAGGGCCCCAGACUGCAUGGCCCAGGAGCCCGGAGGCCCUCCCUGCUGCCUCAAGGCUGCCGGCCUCUGAUGUUCUCUGGCCAGGAGUUCCAGGCCUGGAGCCCUGUAAGGGAGCAGCUUCCUGGGACCAGCCAGAAGCCUUCAGACUGCCGCAGCACAGGGGACCUGGCCACAGAACCACCCCAUCACCCCUCCACCUUAGAGACCGAGACAUCCUCCGACUGGGAGCCCAUGGCUGAGUCCGAGGAGCAGGCCAGUCCCAGCAGGCCCACCACCCCGGACCCUGUGCUGGGAAAGGCCUUGGUCAAAGGCCUGUGUGACAGCCAACGCGUGCAGUGGGAGGUGAGUUUCCAGCUGGAACCACCCGGGCCAGAGCCGGGCAACACACGCAACACAGACUUGUGGAGCGAGACCUUCCAUCACCUAGCGGCCCGCGCCAUCAUCCGAGACUUCGAGCAGCUGGCGGAGGGGGAGGAUGAAAUCGAGCUAGGAUCUAAUCGCCGAUACCAACUGAACGCUGUGCACACCAGCAAGGCCUGCAAUGUGAUUAGCAAGUACACAGUCUUCGUGCCUGUGGACAUGAACAAAAGACAGUACCUGCCCACAGUGGUGAGGUACCCCAAAUCUGGUAAGAUGGUCAGUUUCCGAAGCCUGGCCCAACAGUGGGAAAGCCCCUCCACUGGUUUCAGACAGUCCCCGGCCAUGCUGAGAGAAGGCUCCUCUGCCGUGGGAGACAGCAAAUUCCAAACUCUAACUCUAGAAGAAAGCUCCACUUAUCCCUUUGAUGAGAUCCGGUUCCCUGGUUUUGAGAAGGAUGCUGUCACUGCAGAAGGUCCCCCACAGAACCUGUCCGCCAGUGCCCUGUCCUCCAUGAAGACCUAUGAGACUCUCUUUGGCUCAAGGUUGAAUCUUAACACAUCCAGGCUGCUGACUCGAGCUGCCAAGGGCUUCCUAAGCAAGUCAGUGACCAAGGCUCCAGAGCCAACCGCAGGCAUCCAGAACUUCGACUAUGUACCGCUGGUGUCUCUGCAGCUGGCCUCCGGAGCCUUCCUGCUGAAUGAGGCCUUCUGUGAGACUAUCCACAUCCCCUUGGAGAAGCUCAAGUGGACCUCACCCUUUAUGUGCCUCCGAAUGUCCCUCGACACCCGCCACAAGUGUAUCAGCCCCUCAUCGCAGCACCUGUCCAGUGACAGCCUGUCCUCAGAGUCAGUGGCUGAAGCCAGGCCAGGCCUGGUGGAGACCACGGGAAAGCUUUGGGCCACUGCAGUGGCGCUGGCCUGGCUGGAGCACAACUCAGCCUCCUACUUCACAGAGUGGGAGUUGGUGGCCGCUAAGGCCAGCUCCUGGCUAGAACAGCAGAAAGUUCCUGAAGGCCGCAAGCCGAGCACACUCAAGGCCACAGCUCGCCAGCUGUUUGUGCUCCUGCGACACUGGGAUGAAAACCUGGAAUUCAAUGUGCUCUGUUACAACCCCAACUAUGUGUAGAGGGGAGGGGGGAAGGGAUAGGUCAUUUCAGCUGGUGAGGGAGCUUUUUGAAACUAUAGCUAAUACAUUGUUGCUAGAAAGAGACCUGGACUGGCAGUCAGCAGGUCUGAGUUCAAUCUCUUUGCUAACACCUGGCAAUUUGAGACCAGACAUUGCCCUUGUCUGGGCCUGAGUUUCCUCAUCUAUAAAAUAGGAAGGUGAGAUAAGGUCAU
This is a messenger RNA of Nannospalax galili (Upper Galilee mountains blind mole rat), 2276 nucleotides long. It is a transcript of the gene Vwa5b1, whose product is annotated as von Willebrand factor A domain containing 5B1. Lineage: Eukaryota; Metazoa; Chordata; Mammalia; Rodentia; Spalacidae. The record is from RefSeq and is a predicted model, not a curated record.